AUGAGGGAGUCCUGUUGGGUGGUUCUAACUUUUGAGUCUGUGGACGAAAUCCUGCCGUGUGAAUAUUCAAAUAAAACCUCUUUUGAAUUUAAGUGCUUCCGCAGCGUAUUAAUUGUUUUUCAGUGUUUAACACAGUGAAAUUUGGAAGUAUUGCAAAUUUCAACUUUGACCACAAUUUCGAAGUAAAAGUGUUAAGGACGCGGAAUUUUCCCUGCAAUUUUUUCCUUAUGCAACACUUAUGUCUCACAAUGUUUACGAAGUAGAAUCAAGUUUAACCUCUUGCAAAGCUUACUUUUUACCUACGAUUAAGCCAAGACAACGUCACCACGGCAUUACACUUUUAAUCUCGAUUGUAAUCAAAAUUUUUUGCAUUCGCACUCUUUGUGCGUGGGUAUUCUUUUCAACUCUACUGCCUUGGGAAUUCAUUUAAGCAAAACUUCGCAACCUGCGAUUUCAAAACGAGGCUUGGUGGUGAAAUUUGCCCGUCUGACGUAAACAUGCUUAAGGGCUAUUAUAGUUCAUAGCAUUCGCUGGUCGUGCGAGUUACAUUUGACUGCGGAAACGUUUUCACGAUUGUAAAUUGUAAAUACAAAUACAAUUUACAAUUUUUACAAUACAAUUUUUUUGGUCGUGCGAGUUACAUUUGACUGCGGAAACGCUUUCACGAUUUGACUUGAAACAACAAAACUAAUUCCCAGAAGUGGUCAGUGAUGUAAGAUUUGUACAUGGCCAAAUGAAUUUGCAUUUGUUGUUUAGCAAGUGGGCGAGUUGCUAUUUCCAACACUGAUAUCAGUCAUGACACUUGCUCUUUCAUAAGAAUCAAUGAGAAUCAAUCAGGAGAACGUUGCAGCUGCUCUCCUUUGCAAUCUUAUGACGUCAAUGAACACCAUUCCUAAUUCAAAUUUGUACGGAAAUUGCAUGUAAAACGCAUUUCGUCUGAAAAUACAAUGAUUUGUUUUUUUUAGAAUCAGCAGCAAAGAGGAGAGACAGGUGAAUAGGGAGCAACGACGACGGCGACGCCAACGAGAAGGGCAGAAAAGCAAUAGGUUUAAAUUGGCCAAACAACUACUUUGCAAGAGCAUCACGCUUUCUUGGUACAUUUCUUUGCCGUCACUUUACGACUACCACGUGAAAAUGCCUAAUUUCACGUUUUGUGAAAAACGUGAACACAAGACAACGACUCUCUUUUUCUUUUCCCGCACUUCGAUACAUUAUUAGAAUUCAACUCCAGAAAAAAUUGCCAACAUUAAACGAAUUGAACGAGAUGGAAGUUUAAAGCAGCGCGGCUUCACUUUUUAAGUGACGUUUUCGUAACCGUCGCCGUCUUGACCCCUACAGAACUACUCGCCGGAUAACACAGAAUGACGGCACUUGUAUUUUUUUAUAUAUGAGAGUUUCAAGCAAAGGCGUUUUUGAGCGACCCAAGUUAACCGGAAGUGAGACAUUCGACACGAAGAACACCCCGGUCUUUUUCACAGGGUAAUCCUCACCCCAACCCCCCCCCCCCCCCUUCAAUGGCGAACGAAGAAUACAAGUUUGUUUUACAGAAAAUACUCUAAGAAAAGUCUGACACAUGCUUAAGUUUGUAUUCGCUUAAAAUACGAUCAGCUUAACACAUUUUACCGUACCAAAUAAAACAGUCCAUACGACUUUCGUGUUACUGCCAGUUUUAAAAAUAUCUUGCUUUCAGCCACUAAUAUAUAUAAUUUAGUGAUUUGACGGCAAGUAACCCACCACUUAGACGUUGCGCACAUUAUCCAGAAAGAAACCAUAACAAAUGUCAAACAAUACUGAGCUAAUUGGUCACGUCGCAAGUUAAUCGAGAAAACAUUAAAGCCCGAAACUGUGGAUAACAUGUUUCUCUGCGUAAACCCUCUAUUUCACCGUCACGAGUGAACCAAACAAAAAAUUUUAAAAAAAAAUCGUAUUUUUUGGAAACUUCGUAGAAAUAGAGAGUACCACGAAGGAAGAACUCCCUGAGAGGCUUCAUCUGAACAGCUUCUUAAAAACAGUUCAUGUACGGCCAUAAAAAAUUAAAAACGUGCGACCACCGACAGGCUAACAGGAAGAAUUAAUUAACUGGAGCGUGAAAAAUUAUCUGGAAAUUGAAGGAGACCUCAAAAUCGCAUUUUGCUAAAAUAUGAAAACAUUAAGGAUUAAGGAUAGUUUGAAAUGAAAGAGUUCUGAAUGCCAUCCUUUUAAGGCUGGUUUUCACUAGCGACGGAGUCGGAGUCGGAGUCGUAAGCGGAGUCGUAAGAGCGCUUCUUGACCUAGUGAAAAUCAAAAAUCGGAGUCGUAAGCGGAGUCAUAAGCGCGACGGAAUCGGAGUCAGAAGAAUCAGAACGUUUCCAUUUUCUUCCGACUCCGCUUACGACUCCGUCGCUUACGUUCCGCUUAUGAUCUAGUGAAAACCAGAUUGUCGGAGUCGGAAGCAGAAGCGGAAGGAUAAGCCAAUCAGAAUGCACGUUCCCACGCUUUGUGAUUGGUUUGGUUCUUCUGCUUCUGCUUCCGACUCCGACAAUAUGGUUUUCACUAGAUCAUAAGCGGAACGUAAGCGAGAUCGGAACGCUGUUUUCACUAGAUCAUAAGCUCUACGCUUCUGAUUACGACUCCGACUCCGACUCCGUCGCUAGUGAAAACCAGCCAGGAGGGAAAAAGUACUCUAUCAGUUUUCUUCCAACGAACUUAUGACAAGUUUUACCCUUUAGAAUGACCAAUUUCAAUUUCUCCUUAUAGCAAUACUGCCCAAAUAAAUAAAGAGGUUGUGAGAAGAAGAUGAUCAAUAAGUGAACGAGUCUUUAUUUUUGAACUAACUCUCCCUAACAGUACUACAGGAAAUGUAUGGAGUACGGUGUGGAGAAUAUCCAUAUUGAUAUGAGGGUUAACUUUGGGAAGGGAGUAAACUCAAACGUUAGAAGGUACGGAGAGCGUAAAUGUUCCUCUUUUUAAUUCUUUCACUCCCAGAACUGGCUAAAGUCAAGAUUAGACAAAAAUUGCAAAUUUCCUUUAGGCAAAUACCAAAACAGAAACAGCAUCAUUUGAAAGUACAGACAAAGAGGUUUCAUUUGAGUGGUCACAGCAGGAUUUCCUCAACGGAGUCAAAAGUUAGAAGUAUAGUACCUGAAAGGAUUCAAUCAUUCACUUUGGGAGUGAUUGACGGAGGAAGGUGGGCUCCUGUUUUAGCAUUCAUCGGUGUUUGCAGUAUUGUUUACAAAUGUGCUUUUUUAUUGGUGUAAACAAUAACAUGAUCCUGAUCACUGUAAACUCUACUUCGGAACUGCUCUUGGACAAACACAGUCGAACCUCCACUAACGUGCCAUAUAUAUGAUGGGUGUGGUAACCCGCCACAUGUUACCUGACCUAUCUGGGGUACCCCACCUCCAUGUAAACAGGCCCUUAGUCUAGUUCCAUCCCAACACAGCAGAAUUCAAAAACCUCUCUCAAAAUGGUAGUCGUUCUAAGAAGUUCUGACCCUAUUUGGAAUUCCUACUUCCUUUUUUAGUAUCACUCCCAGAGCUCCCACAAAGACUGAUAAUACUUUUGUUUCUGCUCUCCAAAGCCUAGAUAUUUCCAUUGCAAUGCCUGAUAUUUUUCCUGUUUCUUUCUCUCUUUAAUUUCAACGUUCCAAUCGCUUAGUACCGCAAUGUUAUAACUACUAUUAUUCCUAUCAUAAUUAUUAUUAUUUUAACCUAUUGCAAAAUUAAUCCAAAUUUCCAAGAGAUCCAGCAGUAAAUAUCUGUUUUUUGCUGCGGUUUCGUUGCUCUAUAUUAUAAAUAAUAAUGAUGAUAAUGAUAAUAAUAAUAAUAAUAACAAUAAUGACAACAACAACAACAAUAAUAAUGGCUUUAUUCAGCAUUUCCACUAGCUGGUUCUUCGUCAUUUUUGUGAUUCUUUGUUCUAUUAUUUGUUGUGUACUUCAGUAGAUUUUUUGUUUUUGGUUUUGUUUCACCCGGUAAUCCCAGUUUCAUCCCAAGAAAAUGUCACAAACAAUAAUAUCACGGCUUACGGCAUUACGUUGGUCGAUGUUGACUCGACACAAAUGUAACCUUUUUACUGAAAAUUGCUUUUUAUAAUUCCGCAUUUGAGCACUGAAAAUGUAGGAGGGCGAGCAAAACAAAGCACUGAGCAGGUGCUUGAAUUUUUAUAAAAAUUCAAUGACAAAACAUCAAUAAGACUUGAUUACGUGUUAACACAUUCAUUAACACAAGCUGAAUGACAAAUUUUGGCUCAAACGAAAAAGAAAAAAUUAAAUAAUAAUAACCAUGAAAAUAGUGGAGAAAACGUAAGAACUUAUGCAGGGGAAAGUGAUGUUUUAAUCGUUGUAAAGGGUAUGAAUAAUCCUUAGCCCACGUAAAGAAUAGUAUAUAUCAUGCCACAGUUUGCAAUACGAUUUUUAACAGACAGGUAAUGUUAAGAAAUUAUCUUCCAGAAUAUUCAGUUUUUGAUCGCGAAAGUUAUAACAGCCAAGAGUAUAAAUAUAUUUUUGACUGCAACUUGAUCGCAAAUUUGUUUAUUGCUUGUUGGUGACACAGUCGAGAACAAAAAGCCCUGGUUUAUGAGCGGAUGUUGCUAAGAUUCUUCGCAUAACAUGACACAACAACUUUAAGUAUCUGGGGGAGUCACGAAGUACACGGCUUUUAUCCCUUUUUUGUUUUAAAAGGAUGCAAAUAAGGCACGUAAUCUGUCAGCGAUUCACCAUUAUUCGGAGAAAAGUGGAACUUGUUUCCAAUAAAAUCAUGAUUGCCCACGAAAGAUUGACUUAAAACUGUUAUUCAUAGGAGAUUAUGAAUACGAUUAUAUUACCUCUGAUGGAAAAAGGUUCACCAACACAUGUAAGAUAUGGCUACUUAAACAUGGAUGAUAGUUUUGCUACUCUGGCACGGAAACGGUUAAAAAAGCAGAUGUAA
This is a messenger RNA of Porites lobata, 4907 nucleotides long. The record is from the annotation of a GenBank genome assembly. Lineage: Eukaryota; Metazoa; Cnidaria; Anthozoa; Scleractinia; Poritidae.